This is a messenger RNA of Schistocerca piceifrons (Central American locust), 2304 nucleotides long. Its product is annotated as zinc finger protein 665-like. The record is from RefSeq and is a predicted model, not a curated record. The transcript has 12 exons. Lineage: Eukaryota; Metazoa; Arthropoda; Insecta; Orthoptera; Acrididae. Bases 1 to 2304 code for a protein of 767 amino acids.
AUGUACUGCUGCACGAUCUGUGGCCACAAAUUCAAAUCGCGGUCGACCGUCAGGUACCACUACUACUGUGGGGUCGAGAACAAGCCGCUGACCUGCGAGCUGUGCAAGAAGGGCUUCGUCAGCAAGUCCCACUACGAGUACCACAUGAGGGACCACACAGGAGACUUGCCGUUCAAGUGUGACGUCUGCGGGAAAGGAUUCAAGCAGAAGACAAAGCUUACACGGCAUACAAUCGUACACACAGACGAUCGUAAGUUCAAGUGCUCUACGUGUGGGAAACAUUUUGCCGAAGCUUCGAACCUGAAGGUUCACUCGAGAUUGCACACGGGUGAGAGGCCGUACAAGUGUGACCAGUGCGGACGGAGCUUCAACGAGAGAGCCAACUACAACAAGCAUGUCCGCAGCAUUCAUACAAAUGAGCGUCCAUACGCAUGUGAAAUGUGUGGCAAGUGUUUUGCCCGGUCAGAAAACCUGAAAGUCCACCUGCGGCGACACAAGGGAAUCCGCCCGUACGAAUGCCCGGUCUGCAGUCUGACGUUUUCGUACAAGAAGGACAUGACGAGGCAUAUGCCUAUACAUGAUCCUUCAGUGCGUCCAUUCGAGUGUGAUAAGUGCUCCCAGACGUUCAAGCGGAAGGACAACUUGCUGCGGCACAUCAAGUUGUCACACAGCGAGACCGAGAAGGACGAGGAGUCACAGACUGUGGCAGGGGAGAGGAGUGUGGAGACAGAGAAAGUCCCGCCUCGACAAAACCCUGCUCCCGCACACAAUGAAGAUGAGCAUCCAUAUGCAUGCAAAAUGUGCGGCAAGUGCUUCGACAGCUCAGAAAACCUGAAAGUCCACCUGCAGCUACACAACGGAAGCCACCCCUAUGAAUGCCCAGUCUGCAGUUUGACUUUUUCGUACAAGGAGGACAUGACGAAGCAUAUGCCAGUACACGAUUCAAGCACAGUGGAACCAGGAGAGGAGAGAACUGCAGAAAAAGCAAGAGAGGAACCUACCAAAUGUGCUGGACCUGAAAGCAGUACUGCAGCUGAGACUGUCCUCACAGAUUCCAGUAUCGUUCCCAGUCCUGUGAAUAGAGCAGCAAUGGCAAAUAACUCGAUGUGCAUCAGUACUGUCACUGCAACGCAUGGAAAUGACGGAGGAACUGAGUAUUCACAGGCAACAUCCAUGUGUACAGAUGAAACCAAACAGCCAGCCGACAUGCCCACUGCAUGCGGCAGCUCCUCUGAUGCCAACUCCAGUAGGCCUCUGCGCAAGAGGCGGGUGCGCGUCCCGCCAGACCCGGCCGCGUGCUCCUCGUUACCCGUAUUCCGCCGUAACGUGACACCUCCGCCGGGAGCCCUGCCGGACCCGCCGCGGGUGCCCCGCCACUGCCUUCCCGCUCCGCGCGAGCGGCACGUGGUGUUACGGCCUCCUGUGCCGGUGGACUUCCUCGAGACGACCGGAGAGAAGAAACUGCUCCGCGCCAGAGGGAAUGGUCGCAAACGGCCGAAGAGAGAGGUGGAAGCUGACACCACCGAUAUUGAGAAAGUCGGUUUCAUUCAGAUUCCACAGUAUCCCCCAAAAGCACCGCCAGCUCCUCAGCCGGUGCCAGUCCAUGCCAGAGAGGCUACCCCGUCUGGCGCAAAUGGCAGCCCGAAGGCAGCCGAGACGUGCGGAGCAGUGCCAGUCAUCAAGAGAUCACAGCCCAGCAACUGCGUGCGCACCAUCACCGAGACGCCACAGCGGGCAGUGUCCACCAUCGUGAGUCCCAGAAAUCGUGAGCCGACACCAAAACCUGUCCAUACGGCACCCCCGCUGCCACCACUGCCCGCCUGCUCACCGCGGCCGAACCAGCCGAUGCUUCGCCUGCUGCUGCACGACACGCCGUGCUCCGACAUGCCGAAGCCACCUCCUGGGCCGGUACAGGCCGAGACGCCGCCCGCACCUCCGGCUGCGGCGCCCCAUUCCACAGACGCUCUCGGACUGUGUGACAUUUACGAGUGCAUCCUCAAAGGUAACCUCGGCCAGCUGACCAGCGGACGGCGGGUGCCGGAACGGCCACUCCCCACUGUGGGCGCAGCCGCCUCGGUGGAGAAACUGCAACAGCUGUCCUCCGUGCGGGAGUCGAUAUCUCUGGCACGGGAGCAGGUGGCAACCCUCCCGCUAGAGCCGUUUCCUGUCACACCUGUGUCAACAGGGAAAGGGCCAUUAGAUAGCCAGCCUACAGCUGGAACUGGAAGCAGAAGAGCACACUGGAUGGCAAGCAGCCCCCAGAACCAAACACCACUUACUUUGACACUUACUGCUCGUACAUAA